AUGCUGCAAGAUGACAUUGUUAGAAUGAUGGUUACAGCUGACAUUUUAGUGGUAUCAUACAUACUCUUCUGCAAAAUAUGCCAAGUUGUCCUUUCUCACCAUUGUUCAGCAACCCCCCCAGAUACUAUACGUUGUCGUGGGAAGGUGUGGACGGAACCAGCUUCAACAAUUCAAAUGGGCCAGAAUAUUACUAUAAACUGCCAUUCCGAUAAAGAUGUCUGUCAGAAUGCUAAAAAACGUAUGCGUCUAAAUCAAAGGGAGGUCGAGGACAGAUUGGUGUUGGUUAUAAACAAAACUACAGUUCAACUUCAACUUCAUGAUUAUAACAUUUCAUUUUCCACAGUCCUUUGUUAUACUGUAUGUCCUCUAGGAAAAAACCAACUAAUAUGUGGAACAGAAUUUUGCGUGGGCUAUUCACCGGACAUGCCAGCCAACUUAACCUGUGUCAUAUAUGAGUAUUCCGAUAAUAUGACAUGCACUUGGGACCCAGGCAAGAACACACAAUUAAGCACCAGGUACAACCUAUAUUUGAAAAGUUUUCAGGGAGAAGAAAAUAAAACAUUUCCGGCAAACAAUGCCUCAGGUACCAUCCCUCUGAGUCAAAUGUGGAAAAACCAAACAUUUUAUGUUGGGGUCUGCGCUGAAAAUCACUUAGGAAAAAACUGCUCAGAAGAACUGUAUGUUCACCUUGAUGAUCUAGUGGCACCAGCUACACCCAUUAUUAUCCAGAUUGUAGACUCUCCAUUAUUUAAGACUACAAUACAUUGGGAAAAGCAAACUGCAAUCAAUGAGACUUAUUGCGAAGAACGAUACAAGGAGAAGACGGACAAAACUUGGCAUGUUAGAAAAUGGGAUGCUGACUUUAAAAGGGAACAUCAAACUGAGUACAAUUUGGAUGCAAACAUGGAGUAUGAGUUUCAAGUUAGAUGCAAACUAACUCAUGCCCAAAGCUUUUGGAGCAAAUGGAGCAAAUCUGCAGUGCAUAUGACUCCUGAGGCAGAACCUUCUUCAGUACUCGAUGUGUGGAGGUUUCUGGGGCCAGCUUACCCGAAUGGUAGCCAAGAGGUAGUCAUCUUAAUCAAGCCAUUUUUUCCUAAGGAGAGCAGAGGAAGAAUUUUGGGCUACAGGGUAUUCUAUGAAAAUCAAGGAGGAAUUGUGGAUUUAUGUAAAACGACAGAAACAAAAUGCCAAGUUUUGGUUCCCCCAGCAGUUACCAUUCUCCACGUGACAGCACAUAAUUCAAAAGGAAGUUCCAAACCUGUGAAUAUUACAGUGAACCAACCUCCCCAUAGUUUCCAUGAUUUCCCACCACCUACCAACAUGCAAAUGAACCACGAUGAACAGAAAGGGAUUUCUGUUGUAUGGAAACCUCCCCAAUCCAUUGGAAAAGUAGUUUUGUGUUACAUAGUGGAAUGGACGUCUGCAGAUUUCAGACAUGGACUUGCCUGGAAAAAAGUCCCCAUCCAAAACACAACAACAUAUAUCCAAGAAAAUGUCAGAAUGGGGCAUAACUUCAACAUUUCAGUGUAUGCUGUGUAUCAAGAUGGCACCAGCAAGGCCUGUUCCAUCCCAACAUUGCUGGGGGGAAAUCAUACUCAGGACACUGAUAAUGGUCCAGGAAAUAUAUUUGCGGUUACCAACGGUGAUGAUGGUGGUGGUGUUCUGUGGGGAACUGGCUUUGGAAUGUUCUUCUUAUUUAUAAUUAUUUUGAGUCUGAUUGCUACAAACAUUAAGAGGGUUAAAACAGCAUUUUGGUCGAUAACACCGAAAUGGCUUUUUGAAGAUUAUCCUAGAGUGCAGAACAGCAGUGUGAUCAAAUCACUUCAGGGGGAAAAUGGUGGCAUAACACACAAUUCCACUGGGUUGUUCAUCGAUUAUGAGGAUACUGUAGUAACUGAAGUGGAGGAGACACUGGUACACAAGGAGUAUAAGGUUAUAGAUCAUAAAGAGGAAACUAGAGAAGCAGUUCUGGAUAAUGUUAACAUUCCAGAAGACAUACUGUUUGUUGGCAAUUCGGACACGACGGAGGGAAAUGGCUACAAACCUCAGAUUUCCAGCCCAGCAGUCUUACAAGGCAGUACUUAUGAAAUACAUUCUCAAAGUCCAGAUAAAAAACCAAACUCCCCAGCUUUGCCCGUGAAUAGUUUAAUAGAAGAUUUCCCAAUUCCCAUGGCUACCACAUGGCCUAUUGUUGGUACCAAUGAAAAUACAUUUUUAUUUGAUAAAAUCAGUCUUGUUUUGAACAACAAUAAAAGUGGACAGUGCAACAUGGUCAGCUCAGCAGAUGAAGAGCCACACACACCAACAGAAAACCAAUGGAAGCCCCUACUUUCAGAUGAAGAUAUUCAAGAACAGACCUUAAUACCAGAUGAACUUCUCUCUUGCUUGAAUGCUGUGAAUGAAGAUUCUUCCGAUAUAAUGUCUUACUUUCCUCAAAACGUUGCAAAGUGACUUUCUUAUUAGGACUGAAUAUAAGACUUCUGCAACCAUGACAAACAACAUUGUUCUGCAUUUUCAAGUAGAAUAACUCAA
Molecule: messenger RNA, 2532 nt
Organism: Zootoca vivipara (common lizard)
Lineage: Eukaryota; Metazoa; Chordata; Lepidosauria; Squamata; Lacertidae
Source: RefSeq, a predicted model, not a curated record